Molecule: messenger RNA, 1913 nt
Organism: Scheffersomyces amazonensis
Lineage: Eukaryota; Fungi; Ascomycota; Pichiomycetes; Serinales; Debaryomycetaceae
Gene: MSM1
Product: methionine--tRNA ligase
Exons: 1
Coding region: 44-1810 (588 amino acids)
Biological process (GO): methionyl-tRNA aminoacylation
Molecular function (GO): ATP binding; methionine-tRNA ligase activity
Source: RefSeq, a predicted model, not a curated record
AACCAAUUAUCAUUACCAAUUACUAAUUAUCAAUUACUAACAAAUGAUUAAGAAAUUAGUUGCAAGAGUAGGGAGAAGAACUCCUAAGUAUGAAAUAAUACGAAGACUUAGUAGUGAAGUUAAACCUAAACCAUUUUAUGUAACUACUCCAAUAUUUUAUGUUAAUGCUAAACCUCAUUUAGGACAUGCUUAUUCAAUGAUUUUAAGUGAUGUAAGAAUUAGAUGGGAGAAAUUAAAUGAAAAUAAUAAAGCAUUUUUUUUAACGGGAACUGAUGAACAUGGAUUAAAAAUUCAAGCAACUGCCGAAAAAUUAGGUAAAGAUCCUCAACAAUUAGUUGAUGAAGUUAGUGAUAAUUUUAAGAAUUUAGCUCAAGUUUUAAAUGUAAAUUAUGAUAGAUUUAUGAGAACAACUGAUAAAGAUCAUAUUGAAGUGGUCAAAUACUUUUGGAAUUUAAUGGAAUCCAAAGGUUUAAUUUAUCAAGGAUCUCAUAGUGGUUGGUAUUCAGUUAGUGAUGAAACUUUUUAUCCUGAAACUCAAAUUGAAGAAAUAAUUGAUUCAAAAACUGGUGAAAAGAAAGUAAUAGCUAAAGAAUCAAGAAGUGAAGUGAUUUUUCAAGAAGAAACAAAUUAUUUCUUUAAAUUAUCCCAAUUUCAAAAUCAAUUAAUUGAAUAUUUAGAAGCUCAUCCUGAUUUUAUAUUACCUCAAAGUAGGUAUAAUCAAAUCUUGAAAGAUUUAAAGGAAAAUAAAUAUAAUGAUUUAUCAGUUUCUAGACCUUCAUCAAGACUUAAAUGGAGUAUUGAAGUACCUAAUGAUCCUAGUCAAAGAAUAUAUGUAUGGUUUGAUGCACUUUUAAAUUAUAUAACUGCAACUGGUUAUCCCCAUACAUAUACGAAUAUUCCACCUCAAGAUAAUCCAUGGCCUGCUACCCAUGUUAUUGGUAAGGAUAUAAUUAAAUUCCAUUGUAUAUAUUGGCCAAUAUUUUUAUUAGCAGCUGAAGUUGAAUUACCUCGACAAGUAAUUGUUCAUUCUCAUUGGUUAAGUGAUGGAUUUAAAAUGAGUAAAAGUUUAGGUAAUGUCGUUGAUCCUAUUGAAAUGGUUAAUUAUUAUGGAGAAGAUCCAUUAAGAUUAUUUUUAAUGGAGAAUUCUAAUAUUGAAGAUGAUUGUCGAUUUAGUGAGAAAUUACUCUUAUUAUCACGAGAAAUGAUUAUUGGGAAAUAUGCUAAUUUAGUUACAAGAUCAGGAGCUAAAACAUUUAAUAUUAAAGAAAGUAUUGAUUAUUAUAAUCAAGGCAAAUAUAAUGAUAUAAAUCCAAUAAUUAGUAAUUAUUCAGCUGACCAAUCUAAAGUUGAAGAUUUAUUAUCUACAAAAGAUGAGUUAAUAUUAUUAUUUGAUGAUAUUUAUAAUAAAAUGAAUGAUAAAAUGAUUGUAUUUGAUUAUAUUAGAGCCAUUCAAGAAUGGUGGACAUUUGUUUAUAAAGCCAAUUAUUUAUUUCAAAAUGGUGAGCCAUGGACUUUGGUUAAACAAUGGAAGGCAACUAAUAAUGAAGAAGAUAAAGAAAAGCUUAAAAUAUUAAUAAAUUUCUAUACAUUUAUUGCUAGUGAAACUUCUAGAAUUUCUUCUAUUUUAAUUAGUCCAGUAAUGCCUGAAUUAGCUAAAAAAGUUCUUGAUCGUUUAGGAGUUGAUAAAAGUAGAAGAUUUAUUAAGGAUGCUAAGUAUGGAGUUGAUGAUAGUUAUGGUACAGGAGCUAAUUUAAAACAUGAACUUGUUAUUGAGAGAGUUCCUGCGAGGGUAGUAGAAGAUGUAGAGUAAGUGUAUAUAAUAUAACUUGUAAAUAGAUAAAGUAAUUUAUAGUGUAAUAGUACUUGUAGUAGUUAACCUACUAAUACUAAUACUAAUCUAAUACUAAUCUAAU